CAUAAUAAUGAUGCUAAAAAGCUAUUUUUAGCACCACUGUAUACAAAAAGGGUUAUGCAAUAGUUGUGGUGUUGGUAAAUUUUUUACCUACCUUACUAUAAUGCACAUCUAUAUAUAGCUGGACACCUCCGUUUAUUAUAUUGUUUGUUUGUUUCUUUGUUCUUUCUACUUAUUUUAUCUCACCUCUGUCUAAACUCUCAGCUCUCACCUCUCUGCAAUUCCGCAAAAAAAAACUCUCACCUCUCUGCCUCACCGCCGCCGGCCCACCCGAAGCUCAACGUCUGACCCACUCCGUCGAACCAAGCCGCUGACCCACUCCAUCGACCCACGCCGUAGACCCAUCUUGAAGUCUCUGCUCUGACCUUGCCGUCACAGACCCACGACAAAGAGCUCCUCCUCCUUGCUGCUGCGAUCUCUCUCAUCACUCUCACUACUCCACAAACCCAUCUACGUACUAUUCCUGAAAGAAAGAGAAACUAUGGCGGAAGAAGUUUUGUUCGAUCUUGCUGGGAAAGUCAUUAAGGUGCUUGGCUCUUUCAUUGCUGAAGAGAUCAAACUGGCCCUUGGUGUCAAAACUGAGAUUGAAAAUCUAGAGAGCAGAGUCUCCACGAUCCAAGCUGUGCUACUAGACGCAGAAAAGCGGAGUUCUCAAAACAAUGUGAUCAAAAACUGGCUCGGUAAGCUCAAAGAUGUCCUCCAUGAUGCUGAUGACGUGCUGGAUGAUUUCUCCACUGAAGUUUUGCGCCAAAAAGUGAUGAGUGGAAACAAAAUGACAAAGGAGGUACGCAUUUUCUUUUUAAGUGAAAAUAAUAAAAUGGGUCAUGAAAUAAAAGCAAUUAAUGAGAGACUAAAUGCCAUUGAAAAAGAGAUGAAGGAUUAUCACUUUAUUAGUCAAAGCUUGGUUGAGCCACAAGUCAUGAAUAGGACGGAUAGAGAAACUUACUCUUUUGUACUCAAAGACGAAGUUUUUGGCAGAGAGCAUGAUAAGAAAAAGAUUAUGGAACGUCUUUUUGAUGACCGUGUUGAAGAGAAUAUUUCUAUCAUUCCAAUUGUUGGUAUCGGAGGUUUGGGCAAGACAACACUAGCUCAACUGGUAUACAAUGAUGUAGAUGUUCAAACAAAAUUUGAGAUAAAACUUUGGGUUUGUAUCUCUGAUAUCUUUGAUGUACAGCGGAUUUUUAAAGAAAUUGUAGAACAGUUGACAAAGAGGCAGCAUGAAGGAAGCCUUGAGAUCCUGCAAAAUAAGCUUCGAGAAGAACUUCAUGGAAAAAAAUACUUGAUUAUCUUGGACGAUUUGUGGAAUGAGGACGGUAAUAAAUGGCGUCGCUUGAUAAAUGUACUAAUGGUUGGUGCAAGGGGAAGUAGGAUAGUGGUAACUACUCGCUCGACAAAGGUAGCGGAGAUUACUGGCACAACUUCACCUCAUGAACUUGAAGGCCUAGUUCUAGAACAGGCUUGGCCAUUAUUUGUUAAAAUGGCAUUUAAAGGAGGUAAAGAGCCAGAAAACCAAAUCUUAGUAGCCCUAGGAAAACAGAUUGUGGGAAAGUGUAUUGGAGUGCCUCUUGCUAUAAGAACAAUUGGAAGCUUAUUGUAUGGUAAAAGCAAUGUAAUUGAGUGGCAAUCUUUUUUAGAUGAUAAACUCUCAAAAAUAGCCCAACAAGAAAAUGACAUUUCAUUAACUCUUAAGUUGAGUUAUGAUCACCUUCCAUCACAAUUGAAGCAAUGUUUUGCUUAUUGUAGAUUAUUUCCAAAAGAUUAUAGGAUUGAUGUAAAUACACUUAUUAAUCUUUGGAUAGCUCAAGGCUUUAUUGAGUUAGAAGAUCAAAGACAGCGUUUUGUGGAUAUUGGAAGAGAAUAUUUUAUGGAAUUACUUUGGAGGUCAUUUUUCCAGGAUGUAGAAAUUGAUGUUUUGGACAAUAUAAUAUCAUGUAAGAUGCAUGAUCUCAUGCAUGAUCUUGCAAUUCUUGUAUCUGGAACGGAAAGUGCCAUGUUAAAUUCAUGUGAGAAAAAUGUGAUUGAAACAGUUCGUCAUGUAUCAUUUGAUAUUGUGGAUUCAUCGAGUCAACUUUCAAUCCUCGUGGCUAAUAAAAGGAAGAUACGGACAAUUCUUGCAGUUAGUUCAGGGGUAAAGUUUGCAGUUAGUGUAGGGGUAAAUUUUGCAGUUGGUGUAAGGGGAGUGUUGAGUAACUUAACUUGUGAUGCACUUAUUUCGAAUCUCAAUUAUUUACGGACAUUGAAUUUGAGUGGUUUAGGGCUACAUGUAGUGCCCCAUUCAAUUGGGAAAUUGAGUCAUUUAAGAUAUCUUGAUCUCUCUCAAAAUGAACAUAUUGUUGUUCUCCCUGAUUCUAUUGCAAAGCUGCUAAAUUUACAGACGCUGAAACUCUAUUAUUGUGAUUCACUUAAAGAGUUACCGCGAGGCCUUAAGAAGUUGGUCAAUCUUAGGCAUUUAGACGUUAAGGCUUGUUGCGAAUUGACGCAUAUGCCCCUUGGACUUGGGCAUCUUACUUCUCUUGAGAUACUAACAGAUUUUGUCGUGAGGCAAGCGGGUUCCAAGGCUAGCUCGUCUAGUUGGUAUAAGAAAAAACAGGCUGAGUCUGGUGGUGGGCUAAGUGAAUUGAAGGAGCUGAGCAAUUUGGGAGGAAGUCUAGUCAUUCACAAUUUGGGACAUGGAGAAGAUGACAUGGUGGAAUGUAAAGCCACAAAUAUGAAGCAGAAACAACAUCUUCAAGAGCUGAUAUUAUGGUGGCGGAAUGAAGAGUGGGAUGAUGGAGAAACUGAAUGUUGUGAUGACAUGUCACUGGAAGGCCUCCAGCCACAUCCAAAUCUUAAACGGUUGGGAUUGUCUGAUUAUAUGGGUGUGAGAAUUCCAAGUUGGGUCUCUUCUCUCACUAAUCUUGUUCAUUUUGAAUUAUUUCGUAAUGAAAGAUUGCAGCACCUCCCACCGUUAAAUCAACUCCCUUUUCUCAAGUCUGUCACUCUUCAAUGUAUGGAAGCACUUGAAUACAUAUGGAUAGAUGAAGACAGUGUUAGGAAUGUGUUGGGUGCUUCUUCUUCUUCUUCUUCUUCAAAAACACCAUUCUUCCCAUCCUUAUCUUCUCUUUAUAUUGCGCAUUGCCCAAAUCUGGAGGGAUGGUGGAGGAAUUCAGAUGAUGAUGAUGAUGAUAAUGAGCCGCACCAUCUCUUACUUCCAUCAUUUCCUCCUUCUCUUUCGGAAUUAACUAUCAUCGGUUGCCCUAACCUGACUUCCAUGCCCCCGUUUCCAUAUUUGAAAGAAAGGCUGGAACUGAGUGGGUGUAGCUCGAAGGUAAUGGAGCAGACAAUGAAAAUGAAAAUGGGAGCAGCAACCACAUCAACCUACUUUCCUCUCUCUCAAUUACAGGUUUUGGAAUUAGAGAAGAUUAACGAUUUCGAAUCUCUUCCAGAGGAGGGGCUGCGGAACCUCAUUUCUCUCCGACAACUCGAUAUAGAAAGCUGCGAUGGACUGAGUUCUCUCCAUUGGAUAGGCAGCCUCACAUCACUACAAACCCUUGCAAUUGUGGGAUGUCAGAAUCUGACAUCACUUCCUCAAGAGAUUCGCAAUCUCACCUCUUUAAAAGAGUUGACAAUUUGGGGGUGUCCCCUCUUAGGGCAAAGAUGCAAGAGGCAAAUAGGUGAAGAUUGGCCCUUCAUUGCCCAUGUCCCACGCGUAUAUGUAGAUGGGAAGAAACAGCAAGAAGAAACAAUUUCUUCAGGUUAUUUUGUCACUUUCUCUGCCUCCUAAAGUCGUAGUCCUUGCUGCAUUUGGUUGUGAAGUCCCUGUAAUCUUGAGGCAGCAGCACAUCUGUUCUUUUUUAAUCAGUGGGGUCCAAAUACAGUCCCACAAAAAUGAGUAGGAGAGAAUAUUGGUUAGAAGUUGGAAUCUGAUGGCAUCUUUAACUACUUCAAGUAUUUGACUUUUAAUGAAGAAACCAAGAUAUUUUGAAGAAACCAGAACUUGAUAUAUCUUAUGCCAAGUACAGUCUUGGACUCAAUGAAUCGUAGCAGCUUUGGUAGAAUUUUGAAGGGAGGAACAUGACCAAGCAACAAUAACUCAACGGGGAAUCAACUUACUAUAAAGUCUCUGUUCAAACAAUGGGCAACAUGAUGCAUGUUCUUUUUUAUAAUCAUUGGAAAGCAGAGGGGGCAAGCAGUGUAAUGGAUGGAUAAAGUGUAUGGAGUUUUUAGGCCAAAGAGAGGUAGGAGGAAGGAUGGCUGAGCUGUGAUGGGUAAGAGAGGCAAUUUGAUUAAAUGUACCAGACUGGAAGGUAUUGGAGCAGACAAUGAAAAUGAGAGCAACCACAUCAACCUACUUUCCUCUCUUUCAAUUAGAGGAUUUAGAAUUAUAUCAGAUUAAUGAUUUAAAAUCACUUCUAGAGGAGAGGUUGCAGAACCUCAUUUCUCUCCGGGAACUCUAUAUAAAAAGGUACGAUGGACUGGGUUCUCUCCCUUGGAUAGGCAUCCUCACAUCACUACUAAGACUUAACAUUUGGGAAUGUCCUAAACUAACGUCACUUCCUCAAGGGAUUCACAAUCUCACCUCUUUACAAGAACUAGGAAUUGAUAAUUGUCCCAAUUUGACGUCACUUCCUCGACGGAGUCGCAAUCUCACCUUUAAAAAAGUUGGAAAUUAUUGAUUGUCCCCUCUUACGGCAAAGAUGUGAGAGGCAAACAGGUGAAGAUUGGCCAUCAUAGCUCAUGUCCCAUACAUGUAUGUGGAUGGUCUGAUCAACCAAGAAGAAACAAUUUCUUUAGAAUCAGAAUCAGAGUCAAAGUCAGUUUGUUAACGCUUAGAGAGGACAUAAUCUAGGUCUACCAUUGCAGGAAUUAGCUUAUUUUGCAGGUUGUUACACUCAAAACAACACCCAAGUUUUAGAACUUUUGGUUUUUCCAGUGGUUGGUAAUUUGGCACUUUCUCUCUCUUCUAAAGCCGUGGCCCUUGGUUUUGAAUUUGGCCGUGGAGUCCUAUGUGAACAUGAGGCAGCAAACAUGAGUAUAGGAGGGAAAGAGUUGAAUCUGAUGGUGUCUUUAACUACUUCAGAACAAAUUAAGGCAACAACUAACCUGGCGCAAAAUUUGGACUCUAUUCAAAACUUUCUGGCCCUGAAAUUGUGCAACAAGUCAUGGACUCAGUGUGGUUUAAUCUUUUGGAUCUUGUGGCACCUGCCACUGCUACAGCCUCUACCUCAUCUCCAAAUAUAUCAAGGUGAAAUAUUCUUAUCAUUUUUAUUGUGCCUUAGCUUCUUAUUGUUGUCCUCCCAAAAAAAGAAGUUCUUUCUUUGGUAAAUUCAAUAAUUGUUUUUGUUGUUCUUGUGCUGAAAAUGUUUUAUUUUUGCAGAUACUUCAUAACUUCCAUUAUUGUAUGAAUGAAAACGGAGCAUCCAAUUACCUUGUAGGAAUUAGCUUGUUAUUCCAGUUGGGAUGAAGGUCACUUCAACAAUUUCUUUGAAGUAAGUGCAAAGUGUGAAGUUGAUCCUAUCUUUGUGUACUAUAGAGAGUAAAGAAAAGGGAGAAUUUUGGUUGAAUUCCACUUUGAGGAUUAUUAAUCAAGGAAGAAUUGGUGAUUGAAGCUUUGUCCUAUUGUAUUCUCUCUAGAAGCAAGUUUUGAGAAGCCUUCAGAAAAGGCAAAUUUGAGUUCAAAUAAAAGCUGUUUCAGUUUCAGCUCCCAAUGUUACACUCAUCCUUUGCCCAUAUGUUUGCUGGAGUUCUCUUGGAUUUUUUUUGGCCCAACUUAAUUCGGUAAGAUACUUGGAGCCUCUGUUCUCAUUUUGCAGACUAAUUGUUUCAAUGUUGGAUAGCUGUUCUUUUGGGUUAUUAGAGUGCAAAAUAGAGAUGGCGGUUCCAUUGAGCACACAACUUGUCUCAGCUCCUUUUCCAUGAGAGGGAUAUCAGCCAUUAUAUGGUUGUGAAGUUAACCAUUGGAGGGUCAUCAAAAGGGGAUUAGUCAACAUUAAUACAGAGCAAAUUUUGUAUUAAGUCUAGAAUUUGACCUAUUACAAGGAAGAUGGUUAAGAUCACUCAUGAUAAUGUGGAUUGGUCAUUUGUCCUUCUUUGGAAAAGUAUUAGUCAUCUUCAACAGUAGCGCCAGAGAAUGAGAACAGUUGAACAGAUUCAUUCAUUUCAUCAGGAAUGCUGAUUUUGCAAUUCUCAACUUGUUUAAUGUUGCUGUUGGUUAGACUAUCAAAUAUUUCAUUUCUUUUUCAAAUUGUAUGAUUUGGGUGGCCAGCUUUGUUCUGCACUUUCGUGUGAACCAGUUUAUCAGGCUGUUCUUUGCUACCUGGAUUUGAUUAUAGCUAGGCUGCUCUCCAUAGUCCAUACUUGUAUGUCAAUUUAUGUUUUGUAUUAUUAUUUUUAUAUGGUGAAGGAAUAUUCCAGAAAGAAUUUUUUUUUUUUUUAAUAAUAAAAAUUCAGAUUUAUACAAUGUGUUGUAUCA
Quercus robur (English oak) is the source of this 6448-nucleotide messenger RNA. RefSeq names its product putative disease resistance protein RGA1. The transcript has 16 exons. Gene Ontology annotation, molecular function: ADP binding. Bases 479 to 3760 code for a protein of 1093 amino acids. The record is from RefSeq and is a predicted model, not a curated record. Gene Ontology annotation, biological process: defense response to other organism. Lineage: Eukaryota; Viridiplantae; Streptophyta; Magnoliopsida; Fagales; Fagaceae.